Messenger RNA from Metopolophium dirhodum (rose-grain aphid), 258 nucleotides. RefSeq names its product sodium-dependent nutrient amino acid transporter 1-like. Gene Ontology annotation, cellular component: membrane. NCBI's taxonomy places the organism in Eukaryota, Metazoa, Arthropoda, Insecta, Hemiptera, Aphididae. The transcript is spliced from 2 exons. The coding region runs from base 1 to 258 and encodes 85 amino acids. The record is from RefSeq and is a predicted model, not a curated record.
AUGUUCGUAUUGUCGUUAGUAACAGUGACUAAGGGUGGAGAAAUGAUUAUAGCAAUAUUGGACGACAUAGGAUCCGCCAUGGGAAUACUCAUGAUUACAACUUUUGAAGCUAUAUUGGUAUUUGGUAUUUAUGGCGUAAGCGAAUUUUGCGUCGAUCUGGCGUUCAUGUCGAACAAACCACCUUCUACCAUACUGAAGUUACUGUUCAUCGGAAGCUCAAUUUUUAUUAUCGUAAGACGAAUUUUAAGGCGAUUUUAA